Trichogramma pretiosum is the source of this 1653-nucleotide messenger RNA. Its product is annotated as gastrula zinc finger protein XlCGF7.1-like. The coding region runs from base 709 to 1449 and encodes 246 amino acids. The transcript has a single exon. Gene Ontology annotation, molecular function: DNA-binding transcription activator activity, RNA polymerase II-specific; RNA polymerase II cis-regulatory region sequence-specific DNA binding. Gene Ontology annotation, cellular component: nucleus. The record is from RefSeq and is a predicted model, not a curated record. Gene Ontology annotation, biological process: regulation of transcription by RNA polymerase II. Lineage: Eukaryota; Metazoa; Arthropoda; Insecta; Hymenoptera; Trichogrammatidae.
UGCAAAGAUGUUAAACUUGAGCUAAAGCCUUUAUCGACAACCACUUGCAAAUCUGAGGAUCAAGGUUAUCUAUCCAUUGUAAAAGAAGAGAACGAAAAUCAGCCUAACGAAACGAAUGAAAAUGUAUUCGUUGAUUUUGAAUGCAAAGAUUUCAAACUUGAACUAACAUCUCCAUCAACAACCAUCUGCAAAACUGAGUCGCAAAAUUGCCUGCCUACUGUAAAAAAAGAAAACCGAAUUCGAACUAACUAUUUGAAUGAUAAAGAUCAGAUAAUUUUGAGAGAAAACAAAUUCAAUUGUAAUAGCCAAGUUCUAGUGAAUUCUCAAUGGAAACCCGAAGAACAUGAAAAGGGGCCAAAAUCAGAAAAGACUUCUCAAAUCGAACCAUCAUUUAAGUGUAAAACGUUUUACAAGUCACUUGAAAGAAAAAGUCACUCCAAAGCUCACACAGAUGCAGUGCAUAAUCCGAUCAAAUCCUUUCAGUGUGAAAUUUGUCACAAAUCAUUUGGACAAAAACAACAUCUCAAAGUUCACAGAAAUGCAGUUCAUAUUCGGAGCAAACCCUUCGAAUGUGAAAUUUGUCAUAAAUCAUUUGGACAAAAACAAUAUCUCAAAGUUCACAGAAAUGCAGUUCAUAUUCGGAGCAAACCCUUCGAAUGUGAAAUUUGUCAUAAAUCAUUUGGAUACAAGAAUGUACUCGAUAGACACAUGAAUGCAUUACAUAAUCGUAGCAAGCCCUUCGAGUGUAACAUUUGUCACAAAUCAUUUGGCCUGAAGAGUGAUCUCAAACGUCACUUAAAUGCCGUACAUGAUCGUGUCAAACCCUUCGAAUGUGAGAUUUGUCACAAAUCAUUUGGAUAUAAGGGAGACCUCAAAAAACACAUAAUAACAGUACAUGAUCGUAGCACACCCUUCGAGUGUAUCAUUUGUAACAAAUCUUUUGGUCAAAAAUGUUCCCUCAAAUCUCAUAUAAAUGCAAUACAUGUUCGGAGCAAACCUUUAGAGUGUAACAUUUGUCAAAAAUCAUUUGGACAAAAUGGUAACCUUCACAGACACUUAAAAUUAGUACAUAAUCAAAUAAAACCCUUUGAAUGUGAUAUUUGUCACAAAUCAUUUCGAUAUAAGGCAGACCUCAAAAGGCAUAUAAAUUUAGUACAUGAUCAGAGCAAACCCUUCGAAUGUAAGAUUUGUCACAAAUCAUUUGGAGAAAAAGGUACCCGGAAUAGACAUAUAAUUGUAGUACAUGAUCAUAUUAAACCCUUCGAAUGUGAGAUUUGUCAUAAAUCAUUUGGUUAUAAACAUCAGCUCAAAAGUCAUAUAAAUGCAGUACAUGGUCAUAUUAAACCCUUCGAAUGUGAGAUUAGUCACAAAUCAUUUUCAGAAAAGGGUAAUCUCAAAAAACACAUAAUAAAAGUACAUGAUCGUAGCCGACCCUUCGAGUGUCAAUAGACACAUAAAUGCAGUACAUUCUCAUAGCAAAACUUUCAAGUGUAACAUUUGUCGCUUGUCAUUUGGACAAAAAACAUCUCAGAACUCACUUAAAUUUAGUACAUGCUCUUAUCAAACCUUAAGACUUUGUGCCGAGGACAUUAGGAUGCAAUGAAGACAUCUGCAAUUACACGAAUGCCCUUUUUAAUUUGAGAAAAUCAUUCU